Molecule: messenger RNA, 1113 nt
Organism: Nipponia nippon (crested ibis)
Lineage: Eukaryota; Metazoa; Chordata; Aves; Pelecaniformes; Threskiornithidae
Source: RefSeq, a predicted model, not a curated record
AUGGGCAGGGGCACGGGCAGGGGCAGCCCGGCUGCUCUUGCUCCCCGGAUUACCUCGCUGCGGGUCUGUGCCCGGGGUGGAGGAGCCGUCCCCCGUGAGGGGUUUGGGGUGCACGCCGGGGCCGUGCCUGAGCUGCCCCCUCGCCGUCCCCCCCAGCUCGCCCAGAAGUACGAUCCGCAGAAGGAGGCCGAGCUGCGGACAUGGAUCGAGAGCGUCACGGGGCAGCAGAUCGGGCCCGAUUUCCAGAAGGGGCUGAAGGACGGAGUGAUCCUCUGCGAGCUCAUGAACAAGCUGCAGCCCAACUCGGUGAGGAAGAUCAACCGCUCGGCUCAGAACUGGCACCAGCUCGAGAACCUCUCCAACUUCAUCAAGGCCAUGGCCAGUUACGGCAUGAACCCCGUGGACCUCUUUGAAGCCAACGACCUCUUUGAGAGCGGGAACCUGACGCAGGUGCAGGUGUCGCUGCUGGCGCUGGCGGGCAUGGCCAAGACGAAGGGGAUGCAGAGCGGCGUGGACAUUGGCGUGAAGUACUCGGAGAAGCAGCAGAGGAACUUCGACGAGGCCAAGAUGAAGGCUGGGCAGUGCGUGAUCGGGCUGCAGAUGGGCACGAACAAGUGUGCCAGCCAGUCCGGCAUGACGGCCUACGGCACCAGGAGGCACCUCUACGACCCCAAGAACCAGAUCCUGCCGCCCAUGGACCACUCCACCAUCAGCCUCCAGAUGGGCACCAACAAGUGUGCCAGCCAGGUGGGCAUGACGGCUCCCGGCACCAGGAGACACAUCUACGAUGCCAAGAUGGGGACGGAGAAGUGCGACAACUCCUCCAUGUCACUGCAGAUGGGCUCCAACCAGGGCGCCAACCAGAGCGGCCAGGUCUUCGGCUUGGGCCGCCAGAUCUACGACCCCAAGUACUGCCCGCAGGGCAGCCAGGGCGAGGUGGCCAACGCUGCCGGCGACCAGAGCGGGGACCCCCCUGGGUACCACUACUACUGUGAGGAGGAGAGCUACUGAGCGGGGCGUCACCCAGCCCCAUCUCGCACCAUCUCGUGUACAGACCCCGCUGCCAGCGACAUUCCAGCCUCUACUUUCGUCAUUCCCUCUUUUUAAACUUUC